GCCCCGGAGCGGAGCCGAGUGAAGCGCGUCGGCGGCGACGCUGCGGACACGGCGUGAGUGCGUGUGCGUCGUGAUCGCCGGGCGGCGCUGGCACGGAAUGCCACGGCGCGUCCCAGUCAUCCGAGCCUAUUAUUGUUUGGCGCCGCGAGCGCUGUGUUUACCUAGGCGGCAAAUAUUUUGCCAAUCUUUCUAAAAUAGAGCCGGAAAGGUCGGUCGGCUUACCUGCAGCGCGCGAGCGGCAGUUUUUGCACGUGCGACCGAAUUUGUAAACACUUGGACCGGCAGUUGGGGAUCUGGAGACCGCGACCGAGCGACACCUGGACCGGCAGUUGAGGAUCUAGAGACCGCGACCGCGCGCGAUCGGACCAGUGCGGGGUCGCGCGAUGGCCCCAUAAGUGACGCAAGCCCGGGGUGCUCGACUGGUGGACCAGCGCAACUUGUAAGCGAUUAAUAGUGCCGGACUAAAGCGAAUAGUGCGUGUGCAGAGUUUGACGGUGGAGUUGGGGCCUGAGGGAAGGAUCAGCUGGCUUGGAGAGGCCCAGGUCUGACGCGACUCCCCGAGUCACCAGCGUGCUUCGACCGAGCGGGCGCCUGGCCCGUGACCCGGUCGACAGUGGGCCGACAGCAGUGUCGGCGACAUGGCGGCGUCGGGCGGCGCCGAGCCGCGCCGCGUGCCCUCGCCUCCGGCGGGACUGCCGGUGGUGUACGAGCGUGACCCGACGCUGCACGACUGCACAGUGCUGCUGCAGAACUACGUGCAGGCGCAGCAGCAGCAGAUCGCCAUCCUAGAGCAGAGUCUGGCCGACAUGGCCCGGAACUUUGGCACCCGCGAGCAGGCGCUGCUUGGGCAGAUCAGCACGCUCACCCAGCAACUCAACAGGGUGCUGGCCGACAAGGUGACCCCCUCGCCAAGCCACUUUGAGGCUCGUGACCUUUUGACACCAAAGGUGAACGGCCAGGACGUCUCGAAGGCGAGCCACGAGGAGGCGGUGCGCGCCUUCCAGGCGGCGCAGGAGCCGAUCGUGGUGGAGGUGCGCCGGCGUCCGGCCGUCGGCGGCCUCCGGAGCGACGCCAACCGCAACCCCAAGCCGGCGCCGACCGCCGCCGAACAGUCGGUGACGGUGUCGACGCAGACGGAAUCCUGGCCGUGCUGUCCCGAGUUUCCGCCGGCGCCGCCGUUCGACGAGCUCGACCACAUCGACGAGAGCUUCGAGGACGCCGCCGAGCCCGAUGUCGACUUCGAGGAGGUGACCUUGCAGAGGUCAUCGACCUCGGAGCGGCUCGGCCUGACCCUGUACUACCCGGACGGCGAGGAGACGCCCAACGAGACGGACGUACUGGUGCGCAGUGUUGAGGCCGGCGGCAUCGCCGCCAGCGACGGCCGCAUCCAGCCGGGAGACCAGAUCAUCCAGAUCAACGGCGAGGAGGUCACCGGCAAGGAACAGGCGGAGCGGCUGCUGGCGGCGCGGCCAGAUGUUCUGCUGCUACUCUGUCGGCCGGCGCAGCAGACAAACGAGGAAGUCACGCCACUGGAGCAGAGCGAAGCACACGCUGACCUCGGGUCGCCUCAGGUCAACUUUCGGCAGGACUUGGACAACAGGGUGGCGGACAGACUCUCGCCGGCCGGCGGCGCCCGUCGGCAGCGUGACUCGCUGGAGAAGCGCGACACCAUGAAGAGCGGCAGCAGCAGCGGCGGCAGCAGCGGCGACAGCGGCGUCCGGCCGGCGCCCGCCGCCGCGCCCGGCCGCGCCGCCGGCGAGCUCACCAUCGACCGCGAGCUCUACCUGGUCAACAAGCAAAUGACGUGCAUCCAACAGGAGUGCGAGUCACUGGCGCGCCGACAGGGCGAGCGGCGUCGCGGCGUUGAGGACCACAUCUACGAGACGAUCGCCGAGGGCACCGAGCCCGACGAGCCGGUGUACUGCCAGCCCUACGCGCCGGCCGACGCGCCGCCGCCGCCACCGCCGCCGGGCGGUGCCGCUCGCUCGCGGCGGGACGUCGAGCGAUGGGUGCGCGCGACGGCGGCCGAGCCGGCGGCAGAGCCUGAGGAGGGCUGGCACCGCACCAGCUCGACCAAUGACAGCCAGAGCAGCGCCGAGUCAAGGCCGGCGCGCCGCGAGCGCGCCGCCAAGGACGCCGAGGAGAAGGAUAGCUCGAGCGCGUACAACACAGGCGACUCGAGUCGCAGCACGCCGCUGACUCUGGAGCUGGGCUUAGUGGCGGACGAGGCGGGUCGAGAGGCUCGCCAGUCGACGCUGAUGCUGGCGGCACCUACGCGCGACCUCUCGCUUCAGGUCAGCCUCGACUCCGACACGUACAGCGAGGUCUCCUGCAAGAACUGUCGCAAGUGCAUGCGCCUGCCGCCGCUGCAGCAGACGCCGACCAAGAACAAGAACGUCGUCAACAGCUUCAACGCCGUGGAGAAGAACCGCAACUAUGUCACGUUCAUGCCCUAUCAGACGCACUACACGAACGCGGCGAAUCUGGAGGAGACGAUGCAGCAGCAGCAGCGGCAGCUGUACCAGCAGAUCAUGCGUCGCUCCCAGCCACGCGCGCUGCCGGGCAGUCCUGGCCAUCCGAACGCCCGAGCUGCGCCGGCCUUCGGCGCCACGCUCGGCCACUACCGCUACGUCAGCUCACCUGGCGGCGCGCCGCGCAACCACAGUCUCACGCUGCCGGCCGACAGGGGCCCGGACGAGCCGCAGUUCCAGUACAAGGUGAAGGUGCGCUCGGACGGCUCGCGCUACAUCGCGCGCCGCCCGGUCAGGAAGCAGCAGCUGCGCGAGCGGGCGGCGCGCAUCGCUGAGGAGAGGACCGGCAUCACUACCGACGAUGACGCCGUCUCUGAACUCAAGCUGGGGCGCUACUGGCCGCGGGACGAGAAGAAACGCCAGCUGGAGAGGGCGCGAGAGCGCAAGCAGAAGCAGCAGCAGCGCACCAAGAUGGCCGCCGUGCCGGAGGAAGGUGCUACGGAGGAGCCCAGCGUCGUUAAGCGGCAGGCCAACAUGCAUCCGUUUGUGGAGACCAGCUUACAAAGAAGAUCCACUUCUUCUUCCAUGCGAAACAAAAGCCAUGGCCAGGAAGAGUUUCUGAAGCAUGCGAAGCCCCCUAAAACUGCCGAUGCUCUUCUGUCAGUUACUACUGUUUAGUCGGCGUAUGGAAACCAAAGGUGCAGCUGUUCUGCGCGCGGAAGACCGUCGCUUGACUUCCUACCGUCUCCAUACGCUGCUCUUCCUCUCGGUGUGAUACGCGCUGAACGCGGAGUGGCGGCUGCCCGCGCGGCCUGGACCGCCGGUCGCCGCGCUCCCCGGGCUAGUCAUUCGGUGUGCCGGCUGCGCGCGAGGCCCGUGUGGUCGUGGCUUGUCGGUGUCGCUGGCCGCGCAGACGACGGUCGUCUCUGUCCGCGUCAAGUGUAGUGUGAUGCGGAAGAGGAGCGAUCCGGUCGAAGACUGAAAGUGGACGUCCGAGACGGAGACGGUGGUCGGCUGCCGUCGCCGUCAGGUGGCAGCACAGACGCUGAUCAGGGUAUCCUGUAGGUGGCAGGACUGACCGUAACGGGCAGGGUAUAGGUGGCAGCAGUGAUGCCCAGUCCUGGGAGGGUUAUUGUUUUUAUUUUGAUUGCUUCCCUGCGCCUGGGCGACGGCAAAGACCAGAACAUGUGCUGACGCGUUUGAGCUGAUUUUUCUUCGUUGUUUGACUUCGGCCAGCGUUUAUCUGCUCCGUGUUUGCUGCCCUGUCGGCAUUGGGCUGCCGGGACGGAUAAUGGUUGCUCAUCAUAGCACACACUCCUCGCAGCCUCGAUGUCGGUUACGGUGCUGGUGCAGUGCUCCGUGACAUACGAGCUCAGUGUAAUAUGGCUGGAGAAUUCCCGCUCUCCUGGGUCAAGUCCUGCUAAAUUUCAGCCCUGAGCCGCCAAAUGGCAGCCCCGAACACUAUGGCGCAUCGUGCUGCUAAUGUCUUUGCCAGUUUUCGUAUUUUUUGUGAUCUUUGUAUCUUGCUAUUCGCUUUGUGCAAUGGGAUUAAGUGUUGCGCUAAAUAUAAAAGCGAGGAAUGAG
Pollicipes pollicipes is the source of this 4055-nucleotide messenger RNA. Its product is annotated as PDZ domain-containing RING finger protein 4-like. Gene Ontology annotation, molecular function: protein binding. The record is from RefSeq and is a predicted model, not a curated record. NCBI's taxonomy places the organism in Eukaryota, Metazoa, Arthropoda, Thecostraca, Pollicipedomorpha, Pollicipedidae.